Messenger RNA from Myripristis murdjan (pinecone soldierfish), 1240 nucleotides. Its product is annotated as sesquipedalian-1-like. The coding region runs from base 222 to 1040 and encodes 272 amino acids. The transcript has 4 exons. The record is from RefSeq and is a predicted model, not a curated record. Gene Ontology annotation, biological process: endosome organization; receptor recycling; retrograde transport, endosome to Golgi. NCBI's taxonomy places the organism in Eukaryota, Metazoa, Chordata, Actinopteri, Holocentriformes, Holocentridae. Gene Ontology annotation, cellular component: recycling endosome; trans-Golgi network; early endosome.
ACAAUUGGACGGUUACAGCAUCACUACAGUCCCGACGUACCUGUUUGUAAAUUAUAUGCGAGUUCAAGCGGGUCCCAGCGCAACAAGGAAGCCAUAAAACGCAGGAGAAGUUUAUUAUAGCGGCGAGUGGUUCAUUAUUAACGCAGAGGCAGGGAGGCGCUGAGGCGACACAUUUCAAACCACAGUUCAGGUAUGGCAGUACCACCAUCCGGGAUGCUGAGAUGAAGAUCCAUGGAAAGAUCCUGUCUUAUUUUGAAUCCUGCAACUCACCUGUUGACAAAGAAGGGUAUCUCAACAAGAAGGGUGAGAGGAACACUUCCUAUCAGAAGCGCUGGUGUGUGCUGAAGGGGAACCUCCUCUUCUACAAGGAGAGGCACACUGACCGGGACCUCUUAGGGGUGAUUGUUCUGGAGGGCUGCACCGUCCAGCUGUGCGAGUCGGAGGAGCAGUUCGCCUUCUCGCUGGUGUGGAGCGAGCCGGGCCUGCGGACUUACAAAUUCGCUGCCGAGGACCAGGCCAGUCAGGAAAGCUGGAUCAAAGCCCUUCUUUCAGCCACACACAGCUACCUGUUCGUGUUAGUGAUGGACCUGCAGAAACAGUACCAAGAGGCCAUGAAAAUGCACCCCAGUGACUCUGCCAAGAGUUUGACCCUGCCUGGUAACAGCACAGCAGAGGCAGCGCCUCCCCCUGCCUGGCUGAGCACAGGCACCUCAACGUUACCUGUGUGCCCGGGGCCAGGUGUUGGAGCGGGAUCUGGUUUUACCGCCAAUCCAAGGCUGCAGGCUCCACCUGUUCCCUCCAAAACAGGCAGUAAGAGAUCACCCAAAAUCUGGCCCAAGAGGCCUGGAAAUGUGGCACCUGUUAAUGGUCCUGCCCCGCCCAUGGCGGAGUGGUCAGCGGUCGGAGUAAUCACUAAGGAGGAAUUCAGUAAACUGCAUCAAGAGUUUGGAAAGGAGGUGAAGGAACUGAUUGCUGAUUGGUCAAAAAGGGGAAAAGGCGCUCAAGUAGUUGAGGAAGAAGAUUUGAUUGAUUUUGGAUGAUAACAGUGUGAAUGUAUAGAGCAGCAACAAUAAAGAUUACAUUGCAAAUCUGUUGUGUAAAUAGUGGGACUUUGAGCUUCAUUAGUUAUUUUUUAUAUUUAUAUAUGUUCAAAAUGUUCAAGAAUAUGCUGUCGCUAAUGUCAUAUUUGCCAUACCCAGAGUCAAUAAAUGACCAGCGUUGUCCUGUUCUAUCCUUCCUA